Messenger RNA from Saccharomycopsis crataegensis, 294 nucleotides. RefSeq lists its product as uncharacterized. NCBI's taxonomy places the organism in Eukaryota, Fungi, Ascomycota, Saccharomycetes, Ascoideales, Saccharomycopsidaceae. The coding region runs from base 1 to 294 and encodes 97 amino acids. The transcript is spliced from 2 exons. The record is from RefSeq and is a predicted model, not a curated record.
AUGAAGCUUUCCUCGAUCGUGUUUGGUGCCACAAUGGUAAUGGGAGUUUUGGCUGAUGAUUACAUCAUCUCGUUCAGAAACUUGAAUACCCCAGAUUCGGUGUAUAAUAAGGUCAAGCAGAAUGUUGUGAAGAAAUUCAAGGGUAAGAUUCUCAACGAAUAUACCAUCAUCAAGGGGUUCACAGCAAGCAUACCUAAUGUCGAUGUUAAGGUUCUUGAUAUGAAUUUGAAUGAAGAAGAUAGCAGUUAUCCUAUAGUGGUUGAAAAGGACUCAACUGUCACAAUUGCUGAAUAA